AUGGAGAUGAAUGAUAAAGUUGACUUCGUUGAAAAGAAAAGCGAUGAAUUUCGCAGGGUUACCGACAAGCUAGCGUCGUUGGAAGACAUGGUCAGUUCUCUGGCCAAUGAAAUUGCAGGAAGCAGGAAACCUAGAGUUGACAAAAGAGAGCCAAGGAGAAGUAAAAAAGUGCGGAAGCGGAAAGAUUUUAGGAAAAUAGCUUUGGACUCGCAGCAUACACAACUGAGGGUUAGUUCCCUGGAUUUGCUGGCCAAUGUUGUCUCGCAGUUCAAUGGAGGUGGUCCUCAAACAGGCUUGGACUCAAUUUCUAGCAACUCCGCUGAAAACGAUUCGAACUCUCUUAUAUCAGCAACGGAAAGUUGGUCCACCUUCGGUGAGCGAGGGGUUCCUCACACAUCAAUGACAAGCGACUUUGGUGUCAUGUGUUCUUACUCAAUAAUCACCCAAAGGGGCCUGAAGUGGGUUGCAUCUAAGAGCUUGAACUCAGAUAUCGAGAUUCAACACUUAUCGGCGUGGUAUCAUCGAUACAUCAGCGGGCGCAACAAAUUCAAAAUUUUUGAAAGGCACCGAGAACUUCAGCCUCUUCCGAAUAUUGACUGUUUGAAAUAUCUUGUUAAGGUUUUUAAUACGUUCAGCAUCGAUGCCAUUUGUCCCGUGUCGCAGUCGCAAAUCGAAGAAAUUUUACAACUCCACAUUAUGAAUGAGGCCUCUGUCUCGAAGACGCUCACACUUAAUGCCGUCUGUGCUUUGGUCUGCAAUAUGCUUUUGAAUUGUUUGAAAGAUGCUAUAGACGAGAAUGCUCCAAAGCCCCUUCGGGACAGAGACUCAAUUUACGCUCUCGAGCAAGCAUUUGCUUCCAAUUGCCUGAUUCACUACAAUCGAAUCUCCAUGGUACCAGAUGGGACUGACACUCUACAAGCCAUAUUAACUUUUGUCAUCUACACUGAUUACGGAGGUAGUCUCCACGCGUCUUUUAUGAUGGUCACCACCGCUAUUCGCCUUGCUCAAAAUCUGGGCCUGCAUGCCGAGUUCACCUAUGAUGGUAUGGACACUGAAAUGAGAUGCUAUUUACUCAAAGUCUGGGCUAUGUGCCGAGCGUAUGACAUGAAGUUAGCCACCAUUUUAGGAAGCCCGCCAAUCGUUGCAGAAUACGACACCACAUCUGAAUUCCCAAUUUACGAUAAAUGCUUUGAUUUGGUAAGCGAUGUGUAUUUGGGUACAUCUUCCGAUCCCAAAGUGUUUGAUAGCGGUUUUGCAAAUGAACUUUUCAAACUUGUUGUUAAGAUUAGCGGUUUUGCCCCAUUCGCGGGAUUUCAUAUUGUCAGAAUGAGCUACAUUACGGCUAGAAUAUACAAACACCUUUACACUAUGUCCGCAAAUGCUAAAUUGAGCAAACAGCUAUCCAUUGCCAAGCAGCUGUUGACGGAUCUCCACAACUACAGAUUAUCACUUCCUCCCGUCAUGCGACCCUUCAGCCAUCCCUCUGACGAAGACCUAGCUAGUCUUAUAGAGAUCCAAAAUAUACCGAUUGAUAUGUGCCGGCUGCUGAUCAUUACUUUUCAAUAUACGUUUUACAUGAGCUUGAUGCUGGUUCAGAAAUCAAUUUUCAAGAUACAGACUCUUUCACGAACAGGAGGAAAAGUUGAUACUGAGCAACCUUAUGAGAGCGUCUCGACAGCCCGUUCGGCUUUACGCCUAGCGUUACACAUACACGAGUGUAAUAUGACGGGGCUUUACAGCACGUUUCAGUGGUCCAUUACUCUGGCGUUUUUCGACAUAUUUGUCUUCACGCUGUCUAAGCAAGAAAAUGAUAUGGAAUACGAAGAAGAUUUGCGAAUGUUAGCAUGCCUAAAUGCAAAAAUUCCCAGUAAUCAAAAGGCUGGUUCGUCGGAAACAUCGGCGAAUAUGUCGAAUUUUCCUCUAAACCAGCGCCAUUGUUUUUCGGAAAAUAUUCUUUCAAAUUUCAAAUACAUGAUCAACAUCCUUCGAAAUACGUUUGAGGCAAAGUACUGCAAGAAAUUGCGGUUCGACGAGGAUGAAGAGGCUUUCUUGGCUUAUAGUCCCAUGAAAUCGCGCAAUAUGAGCCCUGCUAAUGAGAUGUGGUAG
Molecule: messenger RNA, 2106 nt
Organism: Lachancea mirantina
Lineage: Eukaryota; Fungi; Ascomycota; Saccharomycetes; Saccharomycetales; Saccharomycetaceae
Source: the annotation of a GenBank genome assembly